Phaeodactylum tricornutum CCAP 1055/1 is the source of this 1697-nucleotide messenger RNA. RefSeq lists its product with no specific name. The coding region runs from base 1 to 1539 and encodes 512 amino acids. The record is from RefSeq and is a predicted model, not a curated record. The transcript is spliced from 4 exons. Lineage: Eukaryota; Bacillariophyta; Bacillariophyceae; Surirellales; Neidiaceae.
AUGUAUCUCGCGUCGCCCAGAAUUUGGUUCCUCGCUCAUUUUUGGACUUUCGCUGCCACCAUGAAUGUGAACCUAUCCGUUGUACCCAACAGCCUUCCUAUUCUGCAGGAUGAAGGAGAAAACCAAAACUUCCACUGCCCAAACUCUGCUGCACUCAAGAAAAGGUUGACUAGUCCCGUUUGUGACUCAAUUGGGAAUCUGUUGACUGCGCUUGCUAAACAACCAAAACAACAUCUUUCUGAGUGUGACGUAGGCCAGUCGUGUCCCGAGAUCUCAGUCGGAAUAUCUGGGGCUUUUCAGCCAUCCCCUCCUCCCCCCUCAGGAGGGGGAAUUCGGCGGAGAACUCGCCAGGCAUCUUCAACCUUCACAAAAUCAUUUACAAGCACUUGCGGCAAUUCGUUGGGCUCGGCCUUGCAAGCGUCUUGUUUGGUACCGCCACCGCCACCCUCGCAUUUGCAGUUCCUCGAACAAGGCAGUGUAUGGGAAGAUGCCCCCUCGGUACAGGCGUUACAACACCACCGAUCCACACGCAAAUACCGGCGUCGGACGGUACACGGGUCGACUUGGAAACACGGUUCUCCUUCGUUGCAGGAUCCCGCGAUCGUCACGUUGGCCAAGAAGGCACCGCACGAUUCAAUCACCGCUCCUACCAAUAGUAACAACGCGUGGGAAGACUUGGUGCAAACCGUUCUUCCUUCCAGUAGUAGUAGCAGCAGCCGCACCGAAUCUACCGUCGCAUCCAUCGACAGUGACCCCGCCUAUCAACGCCGCAAGGCCGACUGGGCGAGCAAGUACGCGUCCGUGGAAGCCCUGCGGGCAACUUUUGGAGUCAACCGCAACGGUUUCUGGGGAGAUUUAGACGCCGACCGGACGCGCCGUUUGUACAAAACGCUCCUGCCCAAGGCGCUCUUGGAACUGCACGCCAUGGGCGUGCAGGCCCAGGAUUUAGCCCCUCUCGCCUACCGUGCCCGCGUCGCCGCCAAACUGUACGCCCGCGAACGAUCCUACGUUACCCUCCGCAUAGGAAGUCACAUGCUCGACGGAAUACGAACCUGGCAACGCUACGGACAAUUCGACGUUACCGGUAUGAGCUACACGCAGGUAUGGGAAAAGUACGCCAAGGCCAUUCUCGAAGAUGCCGACGAAGAUGACGAAUCCCACGCCGCCCUCCGCGAAGAAGACGUUACCGCACAAAUAUGUCUCAAGAUUUUGGAAUCGUCGUGUCGGAGCAACACCAUGAUUGAUCGAUUGUGCCUUGCCAGUGGCAGUCACAACAGCCACCACGAGGAUCACGAUACGACCUGCUUAACGCCGCCACACCAUUGCGACGAUCUCAACAUUCUCACGCAGGAUUUGGAACGCGAAGUGUGGAGUAUUUUGGACGAGGCCCAGACCCGUCCCCACAAUCCUCGACCACACUCACCGACCGAGCACCAAUCGUCGUACAAUGUACAGCGCUGGCGUACGCUGCGUACGCUGGCCCGGGUCAAGCGACGUUUGGAACGCUUACAGCACCAUCCUCACCCGGAUUCCCAAUAACCACCACCGCUGGACUCCGCAUUCGUGCGGUCUCGGCAUGUCACUACUACUGAAUAAAACAAAACAUGUGCACACACAAGGUAGCCGCUGCCAAUCCACCUGGUUGGUUGUUUUCUCUCACAAUAAACAACCGCAACCUAGUAAAAUACUGUUUCAAC